UUCCCCGGUGAGUGCCGCCCCACCCGCGGCAGCUCCCGCCGCGGAAUUUACUCCGGUCCCUUAAUUAUUUCGCUCUCAUCAAGAACUUUGUCUACAGUCCCUUGUGCAGCGAGCUGCAUCCCCCUCUUACGCUGGCUCCGGGCUACUGUCCUCCGCAGUCCCGUCCGGCAGUCGGGAGGAAACUUCCUUGCAAGAACAUUGUCACCUCCAAUUCAUUGUUCAGCAGCAUCUGACACUUCAGAGCUGGGAGCUGUGUGACCGCCGUGCAUUGACAUCUUAAGUAGUCUUCUACUGAGCCAAGGGAUUUGUUAUGAUGGAUUUCUCAUGGACCUGACAAGAGGUGUGCUCCUCACAAGUCAAGAGUGCAAGGCGUGUUCAGCAGAGCCUGCUCUAGCCUAAGAACUGACCAAGUCACGACAAUCAAGAUGACAAACGAACCUAUUAAAGAGAUCCUGGGCACUCCAAAGCAUCCUGAUCCUGUAACCACAGAGAAGAGUAAUAACAAUGACUGUGUGAUCACCACCAUCCCUCUGGUCAGUGAGUGUCAGCUGACUGCAGCCACAGGGGGAGCAGAACUCUCCUGUUACCGCUGCACCAUUCCCUUUGGUGUGGUUAUCCUCAUAGCUGGUACUGUGGUUACUGCUGUGGCAUACAUCUUCAAUUCCCAUGGAUCAAUCAUCUCAGUGUUUGGAUUAGUCCUCUUGUCAUCAGGACUCCUUUUGCUGGCUUCUAGUGCAGUGUGCUGGAAAAUCAGGCAGCAGAAAAAGAAAGCAAAGAGGCGGGAGAGCCAGACAGCACUGGUGGCAAAUCAGCGAACCUUGUUUGGUUAAAGACAGCUUAGAGAAGGUUGGAUGGAAGACAGAACCUUUGUAAGUCAACUUGGCUAUUUACCAGUAGGAAAUAUUGCAGGUUUUAAUUUAACUUUGGAAA
Messenger RNA from Calypte anna (Anna's hummingbird), 930 nucleotides. RefSeq names its product transmembrane protein 100 (gene TMEM100). The transcript has 4 exons. The coding region runs from base 426 to 830 and encodes 134 amino acids. Gene Ontology annotation, biological process: cellular response to BMP stimulus. Lineage: Eukaryota; Metazoa; Chordata; Aves; Apodiformes; Trochilidae. The record is from RefSeq and is a predicted model, not a curated record.